Molecule: messenger RNA, 2210 nt
Organism: Syngnathus acus (greater pipefish)
Lineage: Eukaryota; Metazoa; Chordata; Actinopteri; Syngnathiformes; Syngnathidae
Product: phospholipid phosphatase 3-like
Exons: 6
Coding region: 291-1268 (325 amino acids)
Biological process (GO): phospholipid metabolic process; signal transduction; phospholipid dephosphorylation
Molecular function (GO): phosphatidate phosphatase activity
Source: RefSeq, a predicted model, not a curated record
CAGCCUUUCGCCCGGAGUGAGCUGCAGCAGCUCCAGCAGUGUGCGACCCUCAAAAGGAUGCGCGCACUAUGACACAAUGGCAAAGACAGAGAGCGUGAAAUAUUUCGCAAUACGCAUUGCAUACUUUUGAACAUGACGUUGUUCAUCAAGGCCUCGUUGCCCGUUUGAACGAGUUUUGCAGGCGAUUAGAAGUCGUCAUAAAGUAGUUGCUCGGCGUCAAUGAUAUCUUCGCAUUUGUGGCUCGAUAAACUUGUUAAUGGGAAGUUGCUCAGUUCACUUUGUGUUUUGAAAUGCUGGAUCAGUUGGGUCCGCAGCGCGCUCAUGUGAGCCCAGAGCGCCAACCCAUCCGACCCAAAGGGAAGAGCGCCUCGCCACUGGCAGCAGCAGCGGGGAUGGAAAACAGCAGCGCCAAUAAACCGAAACAAACUGGGCAGGCUUCAUUCACAAAGAAGCUUCUCGUAUGUUCAGACGUCCUGUGCCUUUUUUUAGUUUCCACCCCUUUCUUUUUAAGUGAGCUAAAGGCUGUCAGACCAUACACCAGAGGUUUCAUUUGCGGAGACAGCAGCAUUGCCUACCCACAUCUGCAGUCUGAGGCCAUACCAGACAAACUGCUCAUUGCUGGCGGUCUCCUUAUCACGGGACUCGGGAUCACUGUAGGGGAAUGUUACCGUGUGCACUUCCAAGGCGUCAACUCCAAAGCCUUUGUCAGGAACAAGUACGUGUCUAGUCUCUACAAGGAGUUGGGCUCCUUCCUGUUCGGCUGCUGCGUCGGCCAAUCCCUAACAAACGUGGCCAAGCUGUGCAUUGGCCGACUGCGGCCGCACUUCUUGUCUGUGUGUGGUGUCACCUACGCGUCACUCAACUGCACGGAAGGAGCUUACUUGGAGUCUGUCAGAUGCCACAAUACUGACUACCGCUCUAUAGAAGAGGCCAGAAAGUCCUUCUUCUCCGGGCAUGCCUCUUUUGCGAUGUACACAAUGCUGUAUUUAGCUUUUUAUCUUCAAGCACGGUUGACAUGGCGUGAAGCCCGCCUGCUGAGACCUGUGCUGCAGUUUCUUUUGUUUCUGCUGGCCAUCUACACAGGUCUGACCCGCAUCACUGACAACAAACACCACCCGUCGGACGUACUUUUCGGCUACAUAAUUGGAGCCCUCACUGCAUACUGGGUGGCCUUCUACAUCUCUUCCAUGUUUAAGAGAGCUAGCUUAAAUCAGUCUCAAGUUGAAUCCCAGAAUGAGCACACAUCAGCACAGCACAGCGUCUGCUAAAGCUGACCUCCACCAUCCCUCCCAGCAUCCGUCGGCAAGUAGCCUGUGUGAAUCCCAAGCACGUAGGACUGUGAAGUUAUACCUCGGUAUUUUGGACAAGACUGUCAGUAAUGGGUGGGGUGGAGGGGGGGUGACGUACUGAAUGUGACAGAAAAGCGUACACAGCUAUAGUGUAAAAUUCAUCUCUGCGAUAGCAGUUUGAAAGUCAUCGUGACAGUGCGUUGGCGUGUUAAGAAGAAUAGUGUCUGUUGUCAUGGCAACAACCGAUUUCCUACAUUGACUUUUAUGCAUCAGAGGACCAGCCAGGACAAUGUUGGUUUAAAGACACCAUGUUGUAACAGUGUUGUUUUGCUAGUAUUUGGCAGGUGCAUUCACCGGCUUGCUGCUUUUAGCUUCUGAAGGUUUCAUAAUGCUGCCACUUCAUGUUUAUCAAAAAUGUAUAGAACACUUGACAGCUGUACUAGAAGUAAAGACAUGUUUCCUUAUUACUGCUUUAAGUAAUGUGCACCUGACCUUGUGACUCGGUUGAAAUGACUGCGUCAAUCAUUACAUGUACAUUCAACGUCUUGAUCUGAAAGAGCGCUUAUUUUUGUGCGACCACCAUGAAAAUAUUCUGUCCAUAUCAGUGAAUAUUCCAAGCCUGUCUGUCGACAUUCUGCAAGUAUCUUUAUUGAUCUUAUCAAGAAUCGGAACGACAGUUUUAAAAUAAUCUGAAAAAUAUGUCGAUUUUACAAUAUGGCAUGACUGCUCAUAGAAUACAUAACAAACCUGGUGUUCACGCAUCAUUAAAGCUUUUUAUUUAUGCUUGUUCGCAUCUUUUAUAUGUACUUGAUUUUCUUAUGCAGAACAAAUGUGUACUACAUUUACUGAUUUUACAAUUUGUGAAUUAAUCCCAAUUUUUGGACAGUUGUGUGUUGUUAAAGGUGGAAUUUACAAUUUCAA